CCGAGUUCGCUAAGGGAUUUACGUUUUCUUUAUAUCAUUACAUCAGAUUCAAACAUGGAUCCUGAAGGCGAGGCCUUGCAGAUGCACCUUCUACAUGGUUACACUUCGAAUUCUAAAAAAACCCCAAAAAUAUAUACGUUACUGUUAGACUAUUUACGAACGAAGAACAUUAGACAUUUUAAGUGUCUGAUAGAUGAGAGUUUAAAAAAACAACCACCUGUUAUCGAUAUAAACUAUGCUUAUCCAAAUCGAUCGAACGAAACUUGUUUGGACAUUGCGUGUAAGAAUGGUCUUCCAGAAUUCGUAAAGUUCUUACUAGAGAAAGGGGCGACACUAAAUAGGGUUAACGAAGCUCACAACCGAGGACCAAUCCACUUCGCUGUCGACUAUGGCCACAGAGAUAUCCUCAGUAUAUUAUUAGACGAACUUACUAUAAAUCCAAACCUGGAGGCUGGACAACAAACAGCUCUGCACAUAGCGGUGAAAAAGAAUGACGAGGAGUCUGCAUCGUUGCUCUUAGAAAAAGGAGCCAGUCCUAAUAUUCCCAAUAACAAAGGUCUGACUGCCUUACACAUGGCAGCCAUGAAAGGCCAAAGAAAUAUGGUGAACCUAAUUUUGCAGAAAGCCAAGAUUUUGGAUUUAGAUACGUAUAAAGACUAUAAUAACCAAACAACUAGAGAAGUGUUGCAAAAGAAGCUACCAAAUAUUCAGUUACCACCUGUCGAAAAACGUGGCGUAAACGUCCAUGAUUUGAAAUAUUAUUUAAACGCCAAUGACGAGAUGAAUUUUUUAAAAUGCCUGCAGAUUGUCCAUUCUGACGUAGUAAACAAUGUUGCAGAGGACCUGAUCGAAAUGGCCGUGCAGAAAAACUUCGAGGAUGCAGUCAUUGCAUUGCUAGAAAAAACAAGAGGAAUUGGAAGUAACUUGGAAAAGGCUGCAAAUUUAGCUGUUCAAUUAGGGUCACCAUACAUCCUUCGUCGAAUACUAGAUACCGAUGUUGAAGUUAAAAAUGAAUUGUUAUUAAAUGCUUGCCUAGAGCUUGGUAUACCAGGCAAAGAAGGAUCAGGAAGCAUGGAUGAUCGAUUGGAAUGUUUGAAAUUGAUCCUGCAAAGAGAGGAUGUGGAUGUUCGAUGCAUUGAUAGUAAAGGAAAUACUCCACUUCAUUACGCAGCUAGGGCUGAUUGUCGCGAAGCCGUGACCCUGCUGCUCGAAAAAGGAAGCUACAUCGGUCACAUGAACCACUUUGGCGUUCCUCCAGUUGCCGAUAUUUCCGUGUCCACUUUAUCCCAGUACUUUGACGAUUGCAUACAAGCUAGGGAAGAACGAACAAACGAGUACACUAUCGAAUUUGAUUACAAAUGUUUAAUGUCUCACGACACCUCUUAUAUGAUAGAUCAUCAGAAAAAUUUAAUUGCACAAGAGAACCGAGAAAUGGAUGUUUUUCAAUAUAUCGCUAGUAACAAUGGCUUAAAACACUUACUGACGCAUCCUCUGUUGUCUUCUUUCUUAUACCUCAAAUGGCACCGAAUAAGAUAUAUUUUAUAUCUAAACUUUGCAUUUUACGUUCUGUUUUAUCUACUUUUGAACACUUAUAUUCUGUACACCACUUAUGCAAGAGAUACACAGAUAUCGACAAACUCGAGCAAAUAUGUCAACGAAGAAAUAAAAGAAUCAUCUUUCGUCUAUAUUCUACAAAUACUCACUGGCAUCGCGAUAUUGUGUCUCGCAAUCAGAGAAAUCCUUCAGUUUCUUUCUUCACCGUAUCACUAUGUAUCCAGUUUGGAAAAUUGGAUCGAAAUGGCAUUAAUAAUACUCGGAUUUUUUAUUUUAAGCGGACUUACACAAGUUGCGGCUAUAACAAUAUUAUUGUCUGCCUGGGAAUUGGUAAUUUUAAUCGGCAAGCAUCCUCGAAUGUCCACCGCUAUCGAAAUAUUUAAAUCGGUAUCGUUAAACUUCAUACGGUUCCUGUUCCUUUAUGCAGUUCUUAUCCUAGCCUUCGCACUGGCUUUCUUCACUCUCUUCAAGGAUGAUGAUAAUACAAAUUUCCCAGAUCCUGGACAUUCGUUAUUCAAAACUAUCAUCAUGCUCACUGGAGAGUUCGACGCUAAUGAUAUUUCUUUUGUGUCACAUCCCAUUCUUAGUCAUCUUGUUUUCAUGCUCUUUGUUUUCCUUAUUGUAAUAGUAUUGUUCAAUUUAUUAAAUGGUUUAGCAGUUAGCAAUACUGCAGAUAUACUUAGAAAGGCUGAAGUAAUUGGGCUAAUUUCCAGGGUACAAAUUCUUGCUUACAUCGAAAACAUAGUUGUUCGCAAACCUUUUAUACGUAGGCCAUAUUAUUUGAUUUGUUGCAGUUUGUUGCAUGCUCGGAGAUACAAUCCAUUGGCAUUCCUCGUACAGAAAAUUCUUCUUUUCCCGACCUACUUGAAUAGCGGUAAGCUAAGUGUAAAGCCGUACAAUAAUUUCGAAACUUAUAAGGCAAGGUCAGAUAAAAAUUCGAAAAACAAAGCGUUACGCAUCCUUAAUAUGGAUCCACACAUUAUUAAACAAGCUAAAGAUAUUUUAUUGAGAAGAGGUAGAGAAUCGAAUAAUGAAAGAAUAUUCAGUAAAUUGGAGAAUUUGGAGAAAAGACUUAGAAUGGUAGAGAUUAUUUUAAAUUCUAUAAAAGAUGCCAUAAUUGAGAAUAAUAAUCUUAAUGUUGCGGAAUGCAAUGCAAAUUAA
Molecule: messenger RNA, 2715 nt
Organism: Eufriesea mexicana
Lineage: Eukaryota; Metazoa; Arthropoda; Insecta; Hymenoptera; Apidae
Gene: pain
Product: transient receptor potential cation channel family member painless
Exons: 3
Coding region: 55-2715 (886 amino acids)
Biological process (GO): monoatomic ion transmembrane transport
Cellular component (GO): membrane; transmembrane transporter complex
Molecular function (GO): monoatomic ion channel activity; protein binding
Source: RefSeq, a predicted model, not a curated record